This is a messenger RNA of Cynara cardunculus var. scolymus (artichoke), 644 nucleotides long. Its product is annotated as NEP1-interacting protein-like 2. The transcript is spliced from 4 exons. The record is from RefSeq and is a predicted model, not a curated record. NCBI's taxonomy places the organism in Eukaryota, Viridiplantae, Streptophyta, Magnoliopsida, Asterales, Asteraceae. Bases 1 to 576 code for a protein of 191 amino acids.
AUGGGAGGUGCUAACAUUAGGUCAAUACUUGGGGACUAUGCUGCGGGUGGCCCAGAUGUUUUUGCUAUUUCUCUCACCAUUUGCAGCUCGUCAUUGGUUAAAGAUAAUAUCGAUUUCUGGUUGACUUGCAGCUGGGCGUUCAUGGGUGCCAUCACUGAUGCUUUAGCAGGUAGAGCUUCUGAUAGCGGCAUCCUCCGUGGAGCUGGACUGGGUGCUCUUGCUGGGGCUACUCUCUCUGUGGAGGUUUUGGUGGCUUCUUGUGUGUAUUGGUGUCAAGAGCUCUAUGGCUCAAGAAACUCAUCAAUGGCCGAUUUCAUGAAGGAGCUCCUUCGUGGAAGAUUUGCAGAGGAACGUUUUCCACCUGAAGUUGUAACAUUGUAUCACUGGCAGGUGACUGUUUCCGAGUUGCGGCCUGUUGAGGUACUUGAUUCUAACGAUGAAAUAGCAUACAAAGGGUUGUCAAAGCAUUCAGUGAGAUGCUUGCGAUGCCAUGAGAUUACAAAUGAAACCAAACCAACUCAAACCAUUUGUUGCACAAUAUGUUUGCAGGUUCCAUUUCUCCUGAAGAUCAUUUGAUUUUUAGUUUUGAGUGAUUUAAAUUUGUAUGGAAAAACAUGCAACUCAAAACUCCUAUUAAAUGUAGA